This is a messenger RNA of Alexandromys fortis (reed vole), 3521 nucleotides long. RefSeq names its product prolyl 3-hydroxylase 2 (gene P3h2). Gene Ontology annotation, biological process: collagen metabolic process. The record is from RefSeq and is a predicted model, not a curated record. Gene Ontology annotation, molecular function: iron ion binding; protein binding; procollagen-proline 3-dioxygenase activity. Gene Ontology annotation, cellular component: endoplasmic reticulum. Lineage: Eukaryota; Metazoa; Chordata; Mammalia; Rodentia; Cricetidae. The transcript is spliced from 15 exons. Bases 442 to 2547 code for a protein of 701 amino acids.
AUGGAUCUUCAUGUUGCCUCGGAGGGUGAAGGACUGAGAAGAGUAAGACUGCAGAAUGCGACAGUGAACCUCACUUCCUCAAGUGCAGAAGAGACAGCAACACUAUCCUCUUCUGCCACCCAUAAGGGACCCCACACGCAAAACUUGUCCCUGGGGUUUGCCUCUCGUGGCGCUAGCUCUCAGGCCGCUGGAGCGCGGCUCGCGGAGGCUCGGCGGGCGGCAGGAGGAGCGUGUGAGUUGGAGGCGUCCCUUUAAGAGCGGCCAGCCGGGCGAGCCUCCGCCUCCAGGACCGCAGCGCGCCGCCGGUCACCUGGGGCUGUCGGGCAGCAGGCUCGCGGUGGGACCGGCGUGCUAGCUCGGGGAGCCGGAGCGGGGCUCGGACGCGAGGUGCGGCGGGGGCAGACACGGAGCGCAGCUGUUCCCGGGUGGGUUUGGCGGAGGAUGCGGGAGAGCACGUGGGUGUCGCUGCCGCUGCUGCUGCUGCUGCUGCUGCUGCCCGCGCCGCAGUGGGGAGGCCCCCAGGACGGCCGCCCCGAGCCGGAGCCGGAGCCCGAGCGCGGUCCUCUGCAACCCUUCGAUCUGCUCUACGCUAGCGGUGUGGCUGCCUACUACAGCGGCGACUACGAGCGUGCGGUGCGUGACCUGGAAGCCGCGCUGCGCAGCCACCGGCGCCUGAGAGACAUCCGCACGCGCUGUGCCCGCCACUGCGCGGCGCGCCGCCCGCUCGCACCCCCGGGGGCCGGCCCGGGAGCCGAGCUGCCCUUCUUCCGAGCGCUGCUCGAGCGGGCUCGCUGCUCCCGCAGCUGCCAGAGACAGCGCCUGGGCGGCCCCGUGUCCCGGCACCGUGUCAGCGAGGACGUGCGCAGCGACUUCCAGCGCAGAGUGCCCUACAACUACCUGCAGCGGGCCUACAUCAAGCUUAACCAGCUGGAAAAGGCCAUGGAGGCAGCGCACACAUUCUUCAUGGCCAACCCUGAGCACAUGGAAAUGCAGCAGAGCAUAGAGGACUACAGAGCGACAGCGGGGGUGGACACCUUCCAGCUGGUAGACAGAGAAGCCAGGCGACAUCUGACACAGUUGGAAAAUUCUAUGGGCAAGGACAAUGUCAACAUGCAUAUCAAAAACGGCAAAGCUCCCCGCCCCCCGAGUGUUCUGUGUCAAUGCAUGUCCUGCAGAAGUACUGCCCUGCCUAAGGUGUGGCCUCAGCACCUGGAGGACACACACUUUCUCUCUUGCCUUCCAGAUCACUACAUGCAGGUGCUGGUCUGUCAGCAUGAGUGUGUGAGGGAACUCGCCACCCGCCCAGGCCGCCUCUCACCGAUCGAGAACUUUCUUCCCUUGCAUUAUGACUACCUACAGUUUGCCUACUACAGAGUGGGUGAAUAUGUGAAAGCCUUGGAGUGUUCCAAAGCCUACCUGAUGUUCCAUCCAGACGACGAGGACGUCCUGGACAAUGUAGACUACUAUGAGAGCCUGCUGGACAAUAGCAUUGACCCAGCGUCCAUUGAGGCCCGAGAGGAUUUGGCAGCAUUUAUCAAACGUUACAACCUUGAAUCUGAACUGAUAAAGUCGGCUGCAGAGGGUCUGGGAUUUUUAUAUUCUGAACCGAAUUACUGGAUCAGUUAUGGAGGACGGCAGGAUGAGAAUCGGGUCCCUUCAGGAGUGAACGUGGAGGGAGCAGAAGUUCAUGGAUUGUCAAUGGGGAAAAAGCCACCACCCAAGAUAGAUCGAGACCUAAGAGAAGGUGGCCCUCUGCUCUAUGAGAACAUCACCUUCGUGUACAACUCAGAACAGCUCAACGGGACUCAGAGGGUUCUCCUAGAUAACGUCCUGUCGGAAGAGCAGUGUCGGGAGCUGCACAGCGUGGCCAGUGGAAUCAUGUUGGUUGGUGAUGGAUACCGAGGAAAAACGUCACCGCAUACACCCAAUGAAAAGUUCGAAGGAGCGACUGUCUUGAAAGCGCUCAAAUUCGGUUAUGAAGGCCGGGUGCCCCUGAAGAGCGCUCGCCUCUUCUAUGACAUCAGUGAGAAGGCCCGGAAGAUUGUGGAAUCCUAUUUCAUGCUGAACUCAACCCUGUAUUUUUCCUAUACACACAUGGUCUGCAGAACAGCCCUGUCUGGGCAGCAGGAUAGACGAAAUGACCUCAGUCACCCUAUUCACGCCGACAACUGCCUGCUGGAUCCAGAAGCUAAUGAAUGCUGGAAGGAGCCUCCUGCUUACACUUUCCGGGAUUAUAGCGCACUCCUGUAUAUGAACGACGACUUUGAAGGCGGAGAAUUCAUCUUCACUGAAAUGGACGCCAAAACUGUGACUGCCUCUAUUAAACCAAAGUGUGGGCGAAUGAUCAGCUUCUCAUCUGGCGGAGAGAACCCUCAUGGGGUGAAGGCGGUCACCAAAGGCCAGCGCUGUGCUGUGGCACUGUGGUUCACCCUAGACCCUCUUUACAGAGAAUUGGAGCGGAUACAGGCCGAUGAAGUGAUUGCCAUCUUGGAUCAAGAACAGCGCGGGAAGCAUGGACUGAAUAUUAACCCCAGAGAUGAGCUAUAGAAAAGAGAGUGUUCUAUCAAAUAUUUAUUUAAAUUGUUAAUCUUAUAAGAACCUUUUUAUUUUUGUACAGAGCCAUGGUAUAAAUUAACAGGAUACUAGGAGUCGCUAGAUUCCCCCUUCUGUCCCUGUCUCUGCUCGCUUUGCCCUCCUCGUGCCCUUGGUUUUCUUCAGUUCAUCAUUCAGAGCCCGGGCACAUCCCCAAACACACAUCUUACACACACUCUGCACACCACACAGUCACACGCGUAAACAUGCAUCCCAGAGAUACUGCAGAAGCACAAUAUGCCACUCACAUACCACACAAACUCCUAAACAUGCCACACAAACACACACUAAACGCAAACCACCCAAACAAUCUCUCUCUCUCUCUCUCUCUCUCUCUCUCUCUCUCUCUCUCUCUCUCUCUCUCUCUCUCUAACACACACACACAAACAACACAUACAUGAUUAAUUUGUUGCACAUUCAGAAUCUCAACACAACAAAUUGUUUUUCAGCAACCCCACAGUCAGAGUGUACCCCAGGUCUAGACUCAGUGUGUGAAUUGCUCUCGGGCCUCCAGCUUGCCACCUUUCCCUGUGGCCUCUCGUGGUGCUGAUGGCUGAGAAUACAUACUUUUCCCAGCAAGCUUGGCUUGAAUCUGAGGAGCCCCUGACACGGUCUGUGUAGCCCCAAGCAUCACAAGCAGCAGCAUCUUUCAGACUUGAGGAAGCCACCACUGGGAUAAGGACAGUGACACAAGGUCCCUUCGCCAGGGCCUUCAUGGACCUUGAGGACUGGUGUUGCUUUAAUCCCCCUGCAUCAGGCGCUAUUGCUCAGCUGCUGGUGAGGGGCUACUGCUGGUGAAAAAGUAGAAUCCCUUUCGCAGGCUGCUUCCUGUCUGCCUCUGCUGGGCAGCCUUUUCCCAGGGCUGCUGCCAGCUGACAGAGGCACGUUGUGUCUGAGGUGUUUAAUAAAAGGAGCCUUGUUGCAGCGUU